Molecule: messenger RNA, 591 nt
Organism: Ilex paraguariensis (yerba mate)
Lineage: Eukaryota; Viridiplantae; Streptophyta; Magnoliopsida; Aquifoliales; Aquifoliaceae
Source: the annotation of a GenBank genome assembly
AUGGAGGACAAGUCCAAUGGGACAAAUCAAGGAGGACCGACUCAGAGAGCUUCAGCCUUAGCUGCAUUAAACUCUGCAUUUACUUCACCUUCUGGGGCAAAAUCUGCUGCUGCAUGGAGACCAUCAGGAAGAGGUCAGGGAUCACAGAGAGCUGCAGCAGUAGCAGCUUUAUCAUCAGUUCUUACUGCUGAAAAGAAGCGGUCGCCUGAAGCCUCUCCUGCCCGAUCUAGUAGAAGUCCACCAGCUGAAGCUAGCCAACCUGUUUCUGAGGCUGUGGAUUCUAAUGAAUCUUCAGAAGUUAAGGAUACUGAAAUAGUUGAGCUUGUGUCAGAAACAAAUGGUGAUGAGUCAGAGCCCAAUCCAGGGGCAGAGCAGGAUGAGGAUGGUAGUGAAAGUAGUCAAAGCACGUUUAGUUAUGAACAGCUGAAGGCUAAAUCCAAUAGCCCAGUGACUGGAAUUGAUUUUAAACGAAGAGAGGCUUAUCUCUCUGAUGAGGAAUUCCUGGCUGUACUGGGGAUGACAAAAGAAGCAUUCUAUAAGUUGCCAAAAUGGAAACAAGAUGUCCACAAGAAGAAAGUUGAUCUCUUCUAG